Molecule: messenger RNA, 2648 nt
Organism: Cavia porcellus (domestic guinea pig)
Lineage: Eukaryota; Metazoa; Chordata; Mammalia; Rodentia; Caviidae
Gene: Wars1
Product: tryptophanyl-tRNA synthetase 1
Exons: 11
Coding region: 258-1676 (472 amino acids)
Biological process (GO): tryptophanyl-tRNA aminoacylation
Cellular component (GO): cytoplasm
Molecular function (GO): ATP binding; tryptophan-tRNA ligase activity
Source: RefSeq, a predicted model, not a curated record
GAGCACGUAGCUGGAAGGGUGGAGUAAGCGGAAAAAACAAAACUUGUCCUGAAAAGGAAACCGAAAGAAAAAGGGAAGAGUAUAAAAGACCUACUGUUGGCUGGACAGGGGCUUCUGAGCUGCCCGACUGCCAAGAGCGCCCAGCGCCACCCCUGCGCCUCUGCAGCGUCUCCCACCUACUGGCGUCGUCCUGACUUGGUCCUGACCUGACCUCACAGCCAGUGCUCGGACCCCACCUCGGAAGCUCGGCCCUCAGGAUGGCGGACGAGCCCGACAGCCAGCUGCUUGCCUCCCCGCUGCAGCUAUUCAACGGCAUAGCGGCCCAGGGGGAGCGCGUGCGGGCCCUCAAGGACGCAAAGGCGCCAAAGGAUGACAUCGACUCUGCAGUCAAGUUGCUCUUGUCAUUAAAAAUGAACUACAAAGCCACCGUGGGGGAGGAUUACAACCCUGACUGCCCCCCGGGAACCCUGGCGCCUGGGACCAAGGGUGGCCAGGAGGACUGCGAGGACUUCGUGGACCCGUGGACAGUGCGGACGAGCAGCGCCAAAGGCAUCGACUAUGACAAGCUUAUAGUUCAGUUCGGGAGCAGUAAGAUUGACAAAGAGCUGAUCAACCGGAUAGAGAGGGCCACCAAGCAGCGGCCACACCGCUUCCUGCGCAGAGGCGUCUUCUUCUCACACAGAGAUAUGAACCAAGUGCUGGACGCCUAUGAGAGCGGGAAGCCGUUUUACCUGUACACGGGCCGGGGCCCCUCCUCCGAAGCCAUGCACGUCGGCCACCUCAUCCCGUUCAUCUUUACCAAGUGGCUGCAGGACGUGUUCAACGUGCCCCUGGUGGUCCAGAUGUCCGACGACGAGAAGUACCUGUGGAAGGACCUGACCCUGGAGCAGGCCUACGGCUACACCCUGGAGAACGCCAAGGACAUCAUCGCCUGCGGCUUCGACAUCAACAAGACCUUCAUCUUCUCCGACCUGGAGUACAUGGGGAUGAGCCCAGGCUUCUACAAGAAUGUGGUGAAGAUUCAGAAGCACGUCACCUUCAACCAGGUGAAGGGCAUCUUCGGCUUCACCGACAGCGACUGCAUCGGGAAGAUCAGUUUCCCCGCCGUGCAGGCCGCGCCCUCCUUCAGCAACUCGUUCCCGCAGAUCUUCCGGGACCGGACGGACAUCCAGUGCCUCAUCCCGUGUGCCAUUGACCAGGAUCCCUACUUCAGGAUGACGCGGGACGUGGCCCCCAGGAUCGGCUACCCGAAGCCAGCCCUGCUGCACUCCACCUUCUUCCCCGCCCUGCAGGGCGCCCAGACCAAGAUGAGCGCCAGCGACCCCAACUCCUCCAUCUUCCUCACCGACUCGGCCAAGCAGAUCAAGACCAAGGUCAAUAAGCACGCGUUCUCCGGAGGCCGGGACACCGUGGAGGAGCACCGGCAGUUCGGGGGCAACUGUGACGUGGACGUGUCCUUCAUGUACCUGACCUUCUUCCUGGAGGACGAUGACCGGCUGGAGCAGAUCCGCAAGGACUACACCAGCGGGGCCAUGCUCACCGGAGAGCUCAAGAAGACCCUCAUUGACGUCCUGCAGCCCCUGAUCGCCGAGCACCAGGCCCGGCGCAAGGAGGUCACCGACGAGAUGGUGAAGGAGUUCAUGACCCCCCGGCCCCUGUCCUUCCACUUCCAGUAGCGCCCCUCAGCGCCCCCGAGGCUGCCGUCCGCGGUAAUCCUAGGUCAUUCCCGGCGCCUGCCAGCCCUGCAUGUGUUACGGAUUCCGGUUCUUCCUCUGACGUCUGUCCUUCCUGUCACCUGGGUAAUCGGGUACUGGCUCACGUCGUGUGGCCAGAUAGGAAGCCCACAGGAGGCUCCCCACAUGGAUCCCAGCCAUGGCCUGUGCCGCCCAGAGCCACCAGGAUUUCAGGUGCACCCCCAAGAUGCUCCACGAGAAACCACUUCAUUGUGUGUGUGUGGAUGAUCCAAACAUCAUCCUUCUAAAAGUACCAUGGAAAAUGGAUGUGACAGUGUCAUGGGCACAGGACAUUGGAGCCCGUGCCCCUCAAAAAAGAAAUUGACCACUCAGAGCUCUGCGGAGCACUUGACCAAGAUUGGGCUGGGGUAUGGCUCCCUGCAGAGCAGCUGCCAGCUUACGUGGCCCAGGUGACAACCUGGUGCCCCGAGAAAGUAGUUGUCCAGCAUCUCAGCUGCCUGCACGCUGGCCCUGGUGGAACGGGGUUUCCCGAGCUAGCCAGCUCCAGACCAGGCGCGUCCUCCACUCUGUGGAUCAUACUCCUCACCCCUAAUGCGCAGGCUUUACAGCAAACAAGCCAGCACUCCCUCUGCCCAAUCCGGGGAGCCCUUUACCCAGGAGACGCUGAAACACUGUUACCUUGCAGAUGCUUUUGACUCUUAACCUCAGCGGAAGUCAGCACAGAGCCUUGGCAGGGCGUGCAGCUGGUGGACCUAACCGAACGCGCGUGGGUGCCCAGGGCUCAGCCUCCUGUGCGCAGUGACCUCUGAUUCCAUGUGUAGGCUCCAUGGGGCAGAGCCGCCCCUUGGGGGAAAGUCCUGGGUGCCAAACCUGACGGUCCUUGGACUUGCAGGUCCACACUGGGUGCUCUGCCCUCCCGCACUCUCAGCCUAAUAAACGAACUUUACUCCUGUC